AGCACCUCCAUGCGGUCAGUGAAUUGUAAAAGGCUUUAGGAUUAUACUUGGCGAGCAGAUAUCUGUUUCCUGAGAUUAAAUCAGAUUUGCUUGCCUUUCACACGUCUUUCUUGCAUUUCAUUUUCCUAUAAAGCCUUGUAUGCUUUCCCUACUUUCCAUCAGAGAAACAUAACAAUGGAGUUGAAAAUUCUGUGUUGCGCAGGAUGGAUAUUAAUGUUCAUAUUCCCCCCAGUCUUCUGCUGUGAUCGUUGUCUUCACAAAUCAAAAGUAUCCUAUUACUCUUCCUCCGAGGCUGUCAAUGUGGGAGCAUGUGGGUACGAGUCCUUUGCAUCAACCGUGAAGAAUGGAGAUGUGGCCGCAGCGAGCGCCAAAAUAUACAGGGAAGGGGUUGGAUGUGGCGGCUGCUAUCAGAUAAGAUGCACUGAUCCUAAGAUUUGCAGCAAGUCAGGGAUAAAAGUUGUGGUUUCAGACUUCACCCAAAACAAUCAGACGGAUUUUGUGCUGCCUAGUCGCACCUUCUCAAAGAUGGCGCAACCCAAAAAAUCUUCUAAGCUUCUGAAGAUGGGCAUUGUGGAUAUCGAGUACAAACGAAUACCAUGUGAGUAUCCAGGGCAGAACAUGACGGUGAAAAUAGACAAGAUCAGUAAUUACCCAUACUUUCUCGCCGUGCAAUUUCUGUACCAAGGAGGCCAGACAGAUAUCGUUCUCGUGGAUGUUGCUCAGGCUGGAUCUUCGAAUUGGAAAUACAUGACGCGGAACCAUGGGGCAGUGUGGAGUAUGCAGCAGCCUCCAAUGGGGCCUCUAUCUUUACGGCUGCUUGUUACGAGCGGAUAGGAUGGUUAUUGGGUGUGGGCCAAGGGACCUGUGCUCCCUGCUAAUUGGAAAGUGGGCUCUGUUUACGACAGUGGAGUUCAGAUCGAUGCCAUCAAACAAGAAGGUUGUUCUCCUUGCCCACAAGAUGACUGUUCCCCCUGCGAUACCGAAGAUUGGGACCAAUAGGAAUAAUUGUAUGCCAGUUGCAUACAAGUACAUAAAUUUCAAGAUCAGGCAAUCUCUUGUAAAUUUCUGUUUUACACGUUGCAAACUGAUAUUGUGCUUCACUACAACAUUAUAUAUACUAAUUCUAGUAUUUCAUGGUGGGUUGAAAAGUGUUUCAAUUGGGUCAGUUUUAAACCCCACACACUAAGCAACAUAUUAAGUCUAGAGAAUGUCAAUCAAUCUUGAGUGUAACACUUUUAAGUCUAGAAGUCAAAACUUAGUGUGUGUGA
Cryptomeria japonica (Japanese cedar) is the source of this 1268-nucleotide messenger RNA. RefSeq names its product expansin-like A1. The transcript is spliced from 5 exons. Gene Ontology annotation, cellular component: extracellular region. Bases 175 to 834 code for a protein of 219 amino acids. Lineage: Eukaryota; Viridiplantae; Streptophyta; Pinopsida; Cupressales; Cupressaceae. The record is from RefSeq and is a predicted model, not a curated record.